GCAACACAGCGGACCUUGCACAGCGCUAACACGAUUUAUUUCUGUACUUAUCGAUUGAUUUUUUUUUUGACGAGCAAGCACGCUUAGCAACUAACUGUAGUUAGUUCUGGAUAACUGUAACGUUUUUUUUCUGCCAGGUAUUAUUAUUAUACCUGGGCACCUGUCACACAUCAAAGCGCAAAUAGUUUGUAAUGCUGAUUGUGAAGUCACGGGCUUCGUGAGAGUUGGGUGUCUGGCGCUUCAUUUGUAAAAUAAAACUAGACAUUCUUCAAGUUUGACAUCAAUAUGGACUUCAAGUACAGCCUACGUGACAUCUUUAUUUGUAUAUUAUAUUUUUAAUUAUACAUACGAUUUGAGUGCACAGUGAUCAGUACUUCCCCGUCUGUUUAAUGGAUCUGAAGUAUUUACCAAAUCUACUUUGACAAUAACAACGAAGAAAAAAAAUCUGCACGAAGCAACGCUCUUCAGUUUUGUAAUGCGCCUUUUAAAAAGUCCAUAAUUGAACAGCGGAAUGUACAUUUAAUAUACAUUUUACACUUUUAUGAAAGAAUAUUCUGUAUUUCCACCAAAGAAUAUGGGAGGGGAUAUCCCAGGUCUGAACGUAAGCUCGGAUUCUGCUUCAUCAGGAGAUUCUGCUAAAAUCAACGGGACUGACGCCGCUUUCUCCGGGUAUAUCAUGGUGAUACUGGCUGUGCUGAUGGUCACCCUUGUGGUUGUAACGGUGCUGGGAAACGCACUGGUGAUCCUUGCUUUUAUUGUGGACAAAAGCCUGAGAAAUCAAAGUAACUAUUUCUUCCUAAACCUGGCGAUAUCAGAUUUCCUAGUUGGUGCUUUUUGCAUUCCUAUCUACAUCCCUUACAUCCUGACAGGAAGAUGGAUGCUUGGGAGAGGCUUAUGUAAGCUUUGGCUAAUCAUAGAUUACCUGCUGUGUACUGCUUCCGUCUUCAAUAUUGUCCUGAUAAGUUACGAUCGCUUCCUCUCUGUAACCAGAGCUGUUACUUACAGAGCCCAGCAAAACAUGACCAAGCAUGCCAUUGGCAAGAUGAUUGCAGUGUGGGUACUGGCAUUCCUUUUGUAUGGCCCAGCCAUCAUCUUCUGGGAGUUUGUGGUGGGGAACAGCAUAGUUCCCGAUGAUGAGUGCUUUGCAGAGUUCUAUUACACCUGGUAUUUUCUACUUUGUGCUUCAACUUUCGAGUUCUUUUCUCCAUUUAUCUCUGUGGCCUAUUUCAACUUGAGCAUCUACCUAAAUAUACAAAAACGGAACAGGAGCAGAAUCAACCAGAUGAAGGAAAGGAACAGUCAUCUGCCUGCCAGGAGAGCUGAAGAGCAGUUGACUUCGGUGUUCUUUGUGAAAACCCGUAAAACGUCUUCAGGUGAUCGAGCGGUCAGGACGGAGGUGAUCGAAGAUGAUGCAUCACCUUCCUCCAGCUGCCCAAGCAACGCUUCCCUUGUGUUAAAAAAGAAGGCGACAACCAGCAACCUGACAUGCAUGAAUGUCAAUCCCUCCUCAUCUGAGAGGAGACUGGACAACAAAAUCACUCAGCAUUCCCGGCUCUCUAGAGAUAAGAAAAUUGCCAAGUCACUGGCUAUCAUCGUGUGCAUUUUUGGGAUCUGCUGGGCACCUUAUACGCUGUUGAUGAUCAUCAGAGCAGCCUGCAGUGGCAGCUGUGUUGAGCACCACUGGUAUGAAAUCACAUUUUGGCUCCUAUGGUUAAAUUCUGCUAUUAACCCAUUUUUGUAUCCUCUCUGCCACAGCAGUUUUAGAAGAGCCUUUGCUAGGAUACUGUGCCCAAAAAGAAUGUCAAUACAGCCUGAGACUGAGACUAAUUCUUGCCAGUGAUGGUAAACCAUGUGGGAUAUCAAAGCAGUCUGGUAACGAAAUGCUUGUCAAAUAUAGAAAAUCUUUUUUCUAUGGAUGUUCCAAGUGAGAAAUGUAGCCGAUUUGGACCUUGGACCAACAGCAUUGCAUUUUGAGGAACUAAAGCAGAGAAAAAAAUACUAGGUGAAAGGUUAUUUAUAGUUUUUUCACAGUUUGCAUAUUGCUUUGCAGUGUGUCUACUGUAUAUGUAUUAAAAUAAUUGUACUGUAUGUUGUCUGUAUGUUUGGAAAAGAAAUGCUUUAUCUUUUAUUUAAAGGUUUACAUAGAAGAGCUGUUGACUUUUGUGGAAUCACUUGAAACAAUGGCAGUAUUUGUUUCAGUUUUCUUAUCUUUUUGACCACAUUGUCUUUCAAUGUACUGUAUUUCAGA
Messenger RNA from Lepisosteus oculatus (spotted gar), 2248 nucleotides. Its product is annotated as histamine H3 receptor. Gene Ontology annotation, molecular function: G protein-coupled serotonin receptor activity; histamine receptor activity; G protein-coupled acetylcholine receptor activity. The record is from RefSeq and is a predicted model, not a curated record. NCBI's taxonomy places the organism in Eukaryota, Metazoa, Chordata, Actinopteri, Semionotiformes, Lepisosteidae. Gene Ontology annotation, cellular component: synapse; dendrite; plasma membrane. Gene Ontology annotation, biological process: adenylate cyclase-inhibiting G protein-coupled acetylcholine receptor signaling pathway; chemical synaptic transmission; G protein-coupled receptor signaling pathway, coupled to cyclic nucleotide second messenger.